Cherax quadricarinatus is the source of this 3218-nucleotide messenger RNA. Its product is annotated as vam6/Vps39-like protein. The record is from RefSeq and is a predicted model, not a curated record. Gene Ontology annotation, cellular component: cytoplasm; membrane. Gene Ontology annotation, biological process: endosomal vesicle fusion; vesicle-mediated transport; autophagy. Lineage: Eukaryota; Metazoa; Arthropoda; Malacostraca; Decapoda; Parastacidae.
CACAACCAACAACAAUAACAAAGUCUCAGAGAUAGGCGUAGCUGUCGCCCCCAUUUUUUUUUUAUUGUUAUUAUGAAGUGAUUUUCGAGUUGUAGAAAGCAUGCAUGAUGCCUACGAGGCCAUUCCUAUCUUGGAGAAGCUGCCGCUGCAGAUUGAAGCAGUCACGGCCUAUGAUGGCAAUCUGGUGGUGGGAACGAGGCAGGGUCAUCUUCUCAUGUAUACAGUUACACCUGGUACCACUCGACGUUGGGAUGUUGCACUUCUCUGCUCUAAUAAAAACUUCUCUCGCAAACCAAUUGUUCAAGUGGCUGUAAUACCUGAGCAUCAGAUUAUUGUCUCCUUAUCAGAUAAUGUAGUAAGCGUUCAUGAUCUGACUGUCUUCAAUCUACCUCUUCUCUGUAUUUUGACUCAAACCAAGGGUGCAACUGCCUUUGAUCUUGAUAUUAAGCACCAUGUGUCAUUGACUGGCGAUGCAGUAGUAAUGGUACGUUUGGUUGUGGCUGUGAGACGUAAGCUUCAGCUUUUUUAUUGGAAAUCAAGAAAAUUUCACCAACUUCGUGAGGAUCUUGUAUUACCUGACGUGCCUCGAGCUUUAACGUGGUGCAUGGAGGCAAUUGCUGUUGCAUUCAAGCAUGAAUAUUGGCUUGUCAAGCUAACAGGCGAGCAGAAAGAGCUAUUUGCUACUGGUCGCAGCCAAGAACCACUGAUAACACGAAUGGUAGAUGGAGAACAGCUAGCCUUGGCCCAUGACAAAGAAACCAUUUUUGUUGAUGCUGAUGGGAAUGCCACCUGCAGCUACACUUUAAAAUGGGUUGAACAACCUCUCUGCUUGGCCUAUGACAAGCCAUACUUAAUAGCUAUCUUGUCGAAGACGAUAGAAAUUAAGACUACAGAACCUCAGAUUACUGUACAAGUUCUCAACUUAGACAAGCCUAAACUUCUUGCAGUGGGACAGUCUUCAAAAGGAAAAAGUCAAGUUUACGUUGCGUCAUCAUCUCAUGUGUGGUGUUUACAUGCAAUCCCCAUCAAUCAACAGAUCCCACAACUUCUAGUUGAGAAACAGUUUGGACUGGCCUUAAAUCUUGUUGAUGUGUGGGAUGAAGCAGAGGAUGCAAAAUCUCAGAUGCAAAAACAUAUCCAGCAUUUACAAGCUAUUCAUCUCUUCUGUAGUAAAAACUACCCUGAAGCAAUGAAACUGUUUUUUGCUCUUAACACAGAUCUCCCAUUUGUCAUUGGCAUGUAUCCGGACAUGGUUCCUGAGGAGUACCGAAGCCGGCUUCGGUAUCCAUAUCCCAUUCCAACACUAAGUGGUACAGACUUAGAGCAGGCACUCCAAGCUCUUGUGCAUUUUCUGUUGGAGGUGCGUCACAAGCUGUCAAACACUGACUGUGAAGCAAAUGUGGAGGAUAGUUCAGAUAACAAGUUUUCUUCCACAGGAGCAGCAAGCUUAAAGUCUCGCAAUGAGAAGCUCCAGAUCAUUGACACAACACUCUUGAAAUGUUAUGUGCAGACUAAUGACAGUCUUGUACAGCCCCUUCUUCGAAUGCGAGAUAGCCGCGUUAGUGUAGUUGAAGGAGAACGUGUUCUACGGCAUGCCCAUAAGUAUCCUGAGUUGGUUCUUCUACUUCAAACUCGUUUACUUCAUCAGCGGGCUCUCCAGCUCUUGAUCCGCCAUGCUAAGAGAUCGGACUCUCCUUUGUUUGGUCACCACCACACUGUGACUUACCUGCAGCAACUUGGUCCUCAGCAAAUAGAUCUGAUUUUUGAAUAUGGGGGAUGGGUGCUAAAGUCACAUCCUGAAGAUGGACUGAAAAUUUUUAUUGGUGACAAGUCCACGUCAGGUGAGGUGGAUCAAUUGCCGCGACCCAAAGUACUCAACUUUCUAAAGAAAACUGAGAAAUCUCUAGUCAUUCCAUAUCUGGAACAUGUAAUUCAAGAAUGGGGAGACACUACUCCUCUCCUGCACAAUGAGUUGAUCCACCAGUACCGUGAUAUAGUCUCUGCUCCAUAUCAGUCAAGUGAUCCAGCUAAUGUAGAGGAGGAGAAGGGAAGAAGACAACUUGUCCGUGAGAAACUUGUGAAGUUCUUGAAUGACUCUCAAUAUUACACUGCAGCAACCCUCUUGGUUCAUUUCCCCUAUGACAGUCUCCAUGAAGAGCGAGCAGUGCUGAUGGGUCGUCUGGGCCAACACCAUCAAGCCCUCUCCAUCUACACUCACACAAUGAGGGACACACAGGCAGCACUCAAUUACUGUCAGAAGCACUACACUACCUCUGGAUCUGGCAGUGAGGUGUACUUGACACUCCUAAAGUUGCUCGUCAGUCCUGUGGAUACUAGAAGUCCCUCAGAGUCUCCGAUCAAGCAGCAGCAGCAGCAGCAGCAGACAAGACAACCAGAUGUGGAAGCUGUUCUUCAGCUUCUGCAGAAUUAUCUACACUGCAUAGACCUUGGCCAGGCACUGAAGGUCCUACCAGAUGAAGUUACAUUAAAUCUUUUGAAGCCAUUUUUCCAUGCAUCAUUUAGCCUUGCCAGUACUGUCUGCAAACAGAAACAAAUAGCUCGAGGACUCACACAGUCACUUAAACUCCAGACUAGUGAAGAGCUUAGUUCAUGCCAAAGAUUGAAGAUCUUGCUGUCAGAGUAUACCUACUGUGCUGUAUGCAGUAAAAGAUUUACCAAACAUAGUGCUUUUGCUUGGUAUCCAAAUGGAGACAUAGUUCACUUUUCAUGCCAGAGUCAGAGGUAACAAUACAAAGCAGAAAAAUUGCACUGUACCAAAUAAUACUUACUACUACUGAUUAUGAGGUUUAAGAAUCUACAUGAAGGGAAAUGCUGUAUAAGCACACAUUGGUAAGUUAUAUGACAGUUUGGUACAUAGACAGUUAUUGCAGCCUUGGUUGUACCACAAUCUGAUUAAAAAAAUAUGCUACUUCAUUAGCAGUGGCUGAAAAUAGUUUUUCCACUAUGCCUAAAUACAAGAUAGAACAUCAAAAUGCCAGCUCGAUAGUGUUGUAAGAAAUCUUUGCUUUCUUUAACAUCAUGGAUUCUUCCCCUAUAUUUUAUUAACCUGUGAACUGCCAAUGAAAAUUUUUCAAGAGGAGAGAUCUGCCUUAGCUGAUCUGUGCUCCUCUGGAAAGUAGUCUUACUGGACACUCAAUCAUUGCAUCUUGUAUUUUAUUUUUUAGUGGUUAUUUGUUUAAUAAACAUUCAUUAAUUCA